GAACCUUAUGGGGAAAUUUAACUUGGGUCAUGACCAGUUUGGGUCACGACCAGAGUCCUGGAACUGAUUAGGUUUGUGAGCUAAGGUACCACUGUACUCUGGUGUAAGAGACAGCAUGCUUAUGUACGAGGGUUGUUGGGGAACACAAUUGUGGUGGUGUUAUUUUCCUCUGUCCUACCUGGAGGUUUCCUCACAGGCAGCUGGCUGGCUACUGUGGGAACAAAAUUCUGGGCAAGACAGACCUUUUGUCUGAUCCAGCAUGUCUCUGUUUCUUUGACAGCUUCAGAAGCUCGCUCCUUCUGUCUGUCCGUCCGUCCUUCUUUCCUAACGAGAAUUGUAUGCAUGCCUGUCCUUUUUGUCUUUUCAUUUAUAUCAGAAUUUUCUAGUUUUUGGUAUAAUAGGAUAAUAUCAAUGUGAAGUGUCCAACUUUAAAUAUUGUUUAAAACACUUUUUUGCCAUUUAGAAUUCACAUUUUGUGGCCUUAUUGGGUUAUAAAAUGGGUAUUACAGGUGACAGUUUAUUACAUGGUCUUUGUCCGUAACUUCUUCAGUGCUGUGAAAGCAAGAUAUCAUAAGCCAGUGUAUUGGUAGCAUUUACCUUGAGGAAUAUUGUGCAUUCUGUUCUUUCUCCUCGCUGAUUAGUUAAAUGGGGGAAAGAAGAUGUGAUAAAAUGCAUCCCACUGUGUGGCAGAACACUAUAGUCUUCUAAUUCCAUAUGUUGUUGCAGCCACUCUCUCUUGUCUCUUGCCAGCCUGUUGUCCAGUGUUCGCUAUAUUAUAUUACUGCAAAUAUUGUCUUUGGUCCAUAAUCCCACUUAUAUCAAACUGUAAUGGCAACAUCUUGAUUGAUCUUAUCUCUCUGUUUUUCAGUGAUUCUUCUAGAAGGUUGUUGGUGUAUGUAUAGAGUCUGGUUCUAGGUGUUCCAGUCUUUUUAGUGAUUUAGCCUAGAUAUUGCAAAAAUUAGAUAAAGCAGAUCAACCACCAACAAAGUAAUUCAUUACCUUCAAUUGUAGCCUUCCCCCACUACCAGCAAAAAAUGUCAGAAUAUGUGCUUGUGUCGGCUUUCCUUUCUUAUCUUUAACAUACCAGAAAAUUGCUUCAAAGGGCUUUUGCACUGUUGCUUGGUUACAGCAUUGUGUCACUCCUGAAUAAUAAUGAGUUGGAUUUUAAACAUUCUCACUUUGUUCAAGAAUCUGAACAGACAUAAACUAAAUAUAAUGUAACAAGGAAAUUUCAGGUAUCAGGUAGCUGGACAGUAAUGCUCAACUAUUUUUAGGCAAAUAAAACAGGUUUGCUUAUAACUUCUGAUUCUUAUCCACGCUUAUAUCUUAGUGUGUAUUUCACACAAAAUAAGCAGUGUGGUGCCGAAAGAUUUCUGGUAUGGCCUAGACCCCAGCUGAUGUUUCAUCAGUGGAAGUAUCCCCUUAACAAAGCUAGGCUAGGAUGCUCUCAGUGGCAAAGAGGUGAAAGGAUCAUUUUCACUAGUUUUUUUCCACCUGCUGGCGACCAGUUACAAGUGCCAAUGCCUUCAGAGUGCUCAAGUGGCACACUGGAGUAGCUGUCAUUGGUUUACCUCUUUCUUCCUCCUCCUUGUGCCUGAGAUUUGCACAGAUUUUUCUCCCCCUCCCCGCUUUUUGUCAGUAGUUCAGAGUUGCAUACAUGAUUAUAUGCAGUGCCCAUCAGUGCCCUAGGUGCUGUCCUCUCUCAAAGUACAGGAGUGCCAUCCCUGGAUACUGCCAGAGCAAGUCUACAAGUCCUUUCAUUUGAGAUGCUACGGGAGAAACUUUGCUCAGGAAAUAAGGUGGCAAGUAGAUAACUCCAAUUGAAGUGAGAUCUUCUAGUUUGUUUGUUUAGACCUGACCAUUCUCUAUGUUCUCCACCUUUUCUUUCCCUUGAUUCUAGGUGCUUUGGAAAAUGGGAAAGUGAGAGACAUCACUGUGGGUUCAGUGGCCCAGGCUUCGGUGAUAUGACCGAUCAUGGGUGCAACAACCUCUGCUUCAAGACAUUGGUUGGGAGGAUGACUUGUUGCCUUAAACAAGCCACCCCUGUGGGAAACAGUCUGGGUUCAGAUAACCUAUCAUCCUACAAUAGCUAGUUAGCCAUGAUGGCUUGCCAUGUUGUGUGCACUUAGUCAGAGUGUGCUAAGCUAUAACAAGUUCCCCUGUCCAGUAGGUUACUUACAAUGUCAAAAUCACAACUCUAAAAAGAGACAGAAUCAUAGCACUAAGGGUAUCUGCUCCAGUGGAGACUGUGUUAUUCUUCUGUCCUAAAAACAAUAGGACUUUCUGCAAUUAAAAAAAAAAAGAAAAGUGGAAGUAGUGCUGGGAAAGCAUGGCAAGAUGACAAAUGAAUGAUAACAUCCUGUAGCACUCCCAUGAAAUGUGAGUGAAUGAUGAUUUGACACUAAAUGCUUGUCUGGAAGCAGCCCAAGUGCCAUACUGUCCUGGAAAAUAUUUGGUAUGUUUAUACCACCACUAAGCACAAUAAAUUCAUGGAAUUUUAGGGUUGGAAAAAGGACCUUAUGGAAUUUAGUGCAAAACCGCAAUAGUAGCUUUUCUUAUACUUGCUAUAGCUGACUAAAUUCCCCACAGAAGAAACAUGUUUGUGAAGAAUAUACUACUGUAAGUAAAAUAUCACUGUUCAGUUCUUUGGUGUCCAUUAUACAACCCUUCUUUUUUGUACAUGACCUAAAUAACACAUGCACCUUUGUGUUUAAUCUUCUAGACUAUAUGUGCACAUAUUUCUUUGAGACAUGGACUGAGAACUUGGAUCUCUGGUAUAACAGGUUAAGGGUGCAGUCCUGUUGAUUGUGCUUUUGAUGCUUUUAAGUCCCUGAAGUCAGAACUUAUGAGCAUCUAGUGCAGAGUGGGAGUAAUGCUGGAAGCCACUGCUACCUAGCUGCACCUCCUGCUCUGCAUUUUAGCUUUCGGCCAUCUGGCUGAGUAAAUAUAUGGGGAGAGCAGGAAGCUGAAGUGUUCCCCAGAUACAUUGUAGGGGGAUCAGAACACAGAUUCCCAGCCCUGAGGUCAGAGCCCUGAUCUAACCAUGCAUCUGGGAAUCUGAUCCUUUGGCCUUCAAAAUGAUGUCCAGAGGCCAUAGAAUCACUCUCUGAGCAUCAGCUUCUCCCAUUGACUUCUAGCACAUUCAAUACAAAAUGCAUGUUAACUGUUAAAAUAGGAUAUUCUUUGGUGGUUCCCUUUGUGGGGGAAGAUUCUUACUGUUAUUGUCUUGUAGUUUUGAAAUGUUUUAAUUUUUUUUCAGUCCUAGCUUUUUGGCUUUCUUUGACUAAAGGUUAAAUGAGAAUAUUGCAGUGUUUAGAUGUAAUGUAACUUGCAUGUAAUAUAACUAUCCAAAGAGUAUAGUAAGAGAAUUUGACUUUAACUAUGGCAGUAUACCCAAUGUAACACAAGGGAAGAUUGUACAGAAGUUUAGUUCCAUUUCCUUAAAAUAUGAGUUAGGGAAACAAAUAGAUUUCCUGCUAAAGAACAUUAAAUAUAUACAUUAUUCUUUUGUGGGAAUAUUUGUGGGCAGUGAAGUAACUUGAGGCCACUGGAAUCCUUGGAAUGUCUUCUGAAUUCAACUCUUUUAAAACACUUUAAACUAGUCAUUUUGCUGCUGCUGCUCUUUAGCUUCAUCUGGAGAACAGCCUGUCUGGCUGAAACAAAGCAUCUUUUUACCACUUUGGAAGCAGGCAGCAAAAGAUUUUGUUGUAAUUAUUAAUAACAAAGUAAUCUGUCAGUGUGUCCAUAUGAAAAAUGCAUUUGCCAUUGUUUUAGCCAUGGUUAUCCUGAGUAGAAAGAGAUGAACACAAUAGUUCAACUUUGUCCCCAGACUUGUUCAACAGUGGAACAACGUUUGCCCCUGCUACCUACCAAAUUUAAGAAUUCUGGUAUUCAUGUUUACAUUUACCAAUGUUAAGGGCAUUGUUAUAUAAUUUGGCAAGAAGCAAAUAAAAUAUGAAAAUACGGCCCACCUUGAUUGUUUUUGUAGAUCAGUUCAUUUUAUGAAUAACUAUUCCUCAAGCUGUAAUUUUGUAAAUGGAAAACAAGCUUCAUUUCAGUUAUUUUUGGUGUCUGAGAAAAAAUAAACUGACUGCUUCUGUGUUAUAAAUUGUGUGUUUGGUAUGUACUUACUGGAUCUUGUUUCUGAUGGGCUCAUUGUUAAGAAAAUCAGCAUUAUAGUGUGAAGAAUUAUAAUGUGAAGAAUCAUGGUGUGUUCUGACAGAGGCAAUGGCAUAUAUAAAUGAACACAUAUAAUUUUUAUCUGAGAAAUGAUUAAGGUAUGUAAAAUAUCUAGAUAAAAAUAUGAAAAUUGUUUCCUUGUUCUCCAAGGCUGAGACUGAUGCUUUAAAAAAAUAGUUGGGCAGAUCUAGAACUUUUGUGCAUUUUUAGCACAUACGUAUAUUUUCUUUUCUUAACAGAAAUUUGGUGAAGAAGUACUGUCCUAAACGUUCAUCCAAAGAUGAAGAGCCCAGGUAAAAUGAAUGGGUUUGCUAAUGCGAAACAGCAAACUAUUAUUAUAUUUAAUCAGUGCUAUUUUCUGCAAACACUUGAAUGAGGCCCCAAUCCCCAUACGCUUGUAUGCUUUUUAAAGUUUGCAUUCAUUUGGGUGUUUUAACACCAGUCGGUUUCGAGAGGUUGGUUGAUUGUGUCAUUUCACUAGUGAAAAUGUGCUAGCUGUAGAAACGUAAUUUUCAAGCUUGUACAAGUUUUAAAUCCAGAAGUUUGAUUUUGCUUCUGUGAGCUUUUGACCAACUCACUGUAACUUCACUAGGCUAGGCAUUUGCUUCUUGUACAAUAUGUUCCUUAGUAACCCCCCCCCCCCCGCCCACACACACACACCUCUUCAGCUGAUGUACACUGGAUACUGCUCUAUACAUUCAGAAAUUACAAGGAGAAACUAGAGUAUAAUUAUGUGAACCUCUUUCCAAAAGAUAAGAAAUUGGAAGGAGCGGGUAAAUUACUCUCCUAAGAGUCCCUAACAUAAUGUCCACAUAUUUUGGAUUUUGCUGUGAACUCUUUAGUUACUUCAUAGUAAAGAUAAAGAUAUAAACUUGUUUCUGGACCGUGCCAUUUAUUGCUGGUGACGUAUAAUAUGGUUGAAUGUUUCUCCAUACAAAGCAAUUCACUAGAAGAAGGGGAGGCUAGAUUCUUUCUCUCUGGAUACCUAGUUUUCUGUGUUGGAAGGGUCACCCAACCAUGCAAUCCCCCACUAACAGUCUGAAGUGGGUGGGUAAAGCCCAGAAACCUGUUUACUGCUUCAUUUAUUGUUUCUGACAGCAGGCCUGUAUUCAUCACUUAAUUCGUUGUGUUCUUCUUGCUGCAUAUUCUGCUCAUAUGCUAGACACUAGUCACGUAAUGUUGCUUUUUUUUGGUGGGGGCGAUGUCUGAAGGCAGUAUAAAGUAUACUGACACUUUGUAAGUAACAGUGCUGCUUGGUUACAAAAAGGGGCUGAAUGUCCAAGACGAGGUUCCUUUGUGAAGCUGUACGUCAAAAACACUGUAGAGGUACUCUGCAUAGCUGUAAAUUUCUGACAAACUUGGCAUGCUGUGUGGUGUAGCCUUCCCUUGUAGCAUCACUGUUAGUAUUUAAAGGAACCUCAUCUGGAGCAAAUUUCUCACUGUUCUGUGCUUGAUUUAGUCGGCAAUAUUUGUCAUGCUAAAAGGACACAUAGCAAAAACUCCCCACCACCAUCACUAUCACUACUGGAAGUGCCAUUGCCUCAGACCAUUGACUCAGAUAGCCUAGCUCCUUUAAGACAGAAAGAGUGAAACCAGGUUUAUUUCACAGGGUUCAUCAGCUUUAUUCUUAUGCCUCUGGCUAGGGAUGCCUUAUUUCUACUUUUUUAAAAGGUACAAUUUUUUUCCCUCUAAAACAAAGCCCACUAUUAAAGGAACUAUUAUUGGGUUGAGAGAGACCUGGUGGACCAUAUAUGCUUACCCAAACAUCUAAUAACGAGCAGGAUUUAACUUGAUUAACAAAACGUAUUUCUCACGGGAGAGCAUUGUGAGCAACUCGUUUUUACUUUAACAUCUUCUAAAGAAAGCUGGAUAACAGUACUUCCAGAUGCUGAUAUGGAGUUCGACCUGACAACUUAAAAUGCCAACAUCCCACAGAUUUAUGAGAGAGUUCUAUUUUUUUUAAAUACAGUGACUUGUUUUUUGUUUCUCCCCUUCCAUACACAUUUUCUACCCUUAUUUUUUUCCUUCCUCCUUCUUCCCUUUUCACUCCCCGUUUUUUUAGUGCCAGCAAUAGUGUGGCACCUUUCCCUCCAACCCAAGAGGUGAGCAGGCAAACAGGCAGCUGUCUACAGAGCUGGUAGCAAAAUUGUUCAGUAGAUCAUCCAUCGGGAUGCAUAUGAGUGGUAUGAUUGGCAUGUUCCACCCUCAAGAUCAAGCAAAUCAUCUCUGCAACAAGUUCAGCUUCCCAAGCCUAGGAACUUAAGUUCAUUCUUAAGCUCAGUUCUUCCAUUUCGCAUCUUAGGAGAUACUACUAUACUGCAGGGCUUUCCAGGUUUACCUCAUGUAUAGCCUUUUAUAAUAUCCUCAAUGAAUUAAAUGACUACGCAGGACAACGAGAGGUAGUAGCAGAGGAACUGGGGCAUAGGGUAUAUGGAGAACUGAUGAGAUAUUCUCAUGAUCUCAAAACAGAAAGAAAAAUGCAUCUUCAGGAGGGUCGAAAAGCUCAGCAGUAUCUUGACAUGUGUUGGAAGCAGAUGGACAAUAGCAAAAAGAAAUUUGAGCGGGAGUGCAGAGAAGCAGAAAAGGCACAGCAGUGUUACGAGAGACUGGACAAUGAUACCAAUGCCACUAAAGCAGAUGUUGAGAAAGCAAAGCAGCAAUUAAACCUGCGUACGCACAUGGCUGAUGAAAACAAAAAUGAAUAUGCUGCACAACUGCAAAAUUUCAAUGGUGAACAGCACAAGCAUUUCUAUAUUGUCAUUCCUCAAAUUUACAAGCAUCUUCAAGACAUGGAUGAACGGAGAACCAUCAAACUCAGUGAAUGCUACAAGGGAUUUGCAGAUUCUGAACGCAAAGUUAUUCCAAUAGUCUCAAAAUGUUUAGAAGGAAUGAUUGCUGCAGCAAAAUCAGUUGAUGAACGCAGGGAUUCUCAAAUAGUAAUAGACUCCUUCAAGUCUGGGUUUGAACCUCCUGGAGACUUUCCAUUUGAAGAUUACAGUCAGAAUAUUUACAGGACUGUUUCUGAUGGAACAAUCAGUACACCAAAGCAAGAAGGGAUGAAAAUCGAUGCAAAAACCACUGUGGGCAAGGCUAAGGGCAAACUGUGGCUUUUUGGAAAAAAACCAAAGGGUCCUGUACAAGAAGAUUUCAGCCACCUGCCACCAGAGCAAAGGCGUAAGAAACUGCAGCAGCGGAUUGAUGAACUUAACAGAGAACUACAGAAGGAAACUGAUCAAAAAGAUGCACUCAUCAAAAUGAAAGAUGUCUAUGAGAAAAAUCCACAAAUGGGUGAUCCAAGCAGUCUUCAGCCGAAAUUGGCUGAGACGAUGAGCAACAUGGACCGUCUCCGAAUGGAAAUUCACAAGAAUGAGGCCUGGCUUUCUGAAGUUGAAGGUAAAGUAGCAGCAAGAGGAGACAGAAGACACAGCAGUGACAUCAACCAUCUUGUAACCCAAGGAAGAGAGAGCCCAGAGGGGAGCUACACUGACGAUGCAAACCAGGAAGUUCGAAGCCCGCCACAGCAACAUGGCCCCCAUAAUGAAUUUGAUGAUGAGUUUGAAGACGAUGACCCUUUGCCAGCUAUCGGACACUGCAAAGCUAUCUAUCCAUUUGAUGGUCCCAAUGAAGGUACCCUGGCAAUGAAAGAGGGUGAGGUUCUGUACAUUAUAGAAGAAGAUAAAGGGGAUGGAUGGACAAGAGCUCGGAGACAGAAUGGAGAUGAAGGAUAUGUGCCAACUUCCUACAUAGAUGUAACUCUAGAGAAGAAUAGUAAAGGUGCAGUAACUUAUAUCUAACCUCCAGUCCAUCAGCAUACCAGGGAACAUUCAUUAAUGAAUACUGAAGCGUACAAUUGGACGGGAAAGUGUUAGAACAUUUAAAGACCCUACAAUCUGUCAUUCACCGUGUGAGCCAACCCUGAGAUGUCAGUACUGAAACUGGAAGAACAUCCUCGUUCCAAUUAGUUUGUUCUGCUGCUUUGACCAGUGCCAUGUCUGACUUCUUUCCCUAUCUGGUUGAGAACUUUAAGUAUUUUCUUUACAAUCAAUGGUGGAGCCACCAUAUUUUACUGAUUUUCUUAAUUUUAAUUUCUGUAAAGCCUUCUGUUUGCUUGGAAACAGUUUAAAUGAUGUUGUUGUUUUUAGAAUGUGUAGUUUUGUCAUAUUUAGUGUCCUUCCCCAGAGGAGAACCUGUUCCAAUGUCCAAGUAAUAACUGAACUCAGGUAACUGAAACUAGCCCUAUUCCAGAGAAGUGAGCAAGCAGAUCAGUCUUCUAAAUGGAAGUACCUCUUAUAAUUGUAACGGGCAGCUUGCCAUUAAAUGCAAUGAGAUCUAGUUCAGAAAACAAAGAACCUUGUGCUGCAAGCAUGCAAGCCAUUGCCUGUGUGCAUUGCAGGAAAUGUUUGCAAACAUCCUUUUUCUGUACAUAUUUUUGCAGCUUUUACUUUGGAAAUCAGAUCUGCACUUUUUUGCUCACAGAAAUAAUAAAUGCAGAAGGUGAUCGAAGAAAAGUGCACAGCUGAUUGUAGAGGAUUCAACAGGCUUACAGUGUGGUGACCUGCCCUUUUUAUCUAUUUCUUGGAACUGUCGUCAAGAUUAUUCUUUUGCUAAAAUGCAGCUGAGCCCCCUUCUCUUGUACCAACACUCCCCAAAAAGUUGUCCUGGAAAAUGCGUCUUCCAAAGGUGCAGAAAAUGUUGGAUUAUGAUGCUUUGUGCACAUAAGUCUCUCUCAAUCAUGUACCUCCCCACUUAUUCCAGUAGAUGGAGCAGAUUUGCAUACACAAAAGACUGGGUGCAGAUCAGUUCCAUUAAAACAAAUGAGUAACCUUUUGUGAGCUAGAGGCUCCCUGUGGACAUGCUGAAGCACCUGUACCUGGAGCAGCUCACUGGUCAAGGUGUCACAUCUGUGGGAGGAAAUUGCUAAAUGUGGCUACUUUUGCUAGAAUCUGUACAUUUUUAUUGGGCAGGAGGAAGAACCUGGAAGCAAAAUUGCACUGAUUUGCUACUAAAUGAACGGCUGUCUGGAAAAUGUGGUGUGGUGAAAGCUUGAAAAAACUCUGUGCAUAGCAGGAUUUAUUCCCUAGCUAUUUGAUCUGCAUUUUUUGAUAAGUGCGCUUCUCCCUUUUUGAGGCCUCUGGUAAUUCUGUUCUUCUCUUUUUUCCUCUUGGACUGCAGGUUCCUGAAGCGGGUUUCUGAGAAAAUGGGCGAGAUGUUGAAGGAGGUUACAUGCAGCUGUUUUUUGUGGGGAGGGUGUUAGGCCCAGCAAGAUGGGGGAAAGCCAGUUGCAUGAAGGCAUGUAGGCAUACAUUUCUCACUAACAAUGUUAGCAUUUUUCUGUGUGUUCAAAGUUGUUGUGGUAAACUAAAGUUCCAUUCCAACAGAACCAAACCAUCCAAUCUGAAAUUGCAUUCUUUCCUUAAGUUCUGAACAAUUCUACUCCCUGUUCACCAGUUGCACUGUAUAUCGGCUGUUUUCAGCUGUCUUAUGCUCCAUGCCCAUUUCAAACUGGCAUUCAGUCAACAUCUUGCCAUUGUCUGCCUGUGCCACCUCCAUGCUCGCCCUAACCUUCUCCUGCAUGUCUAGGUAUGUGUCGGGCAUGCCUGCCUAAUGUUCUGUAUCUCCGUAACUCUUCCUCCUCAUCUGCAUUUGUAGCAAAUCCACUUUAUGUAUCUCUUAAGCACUAAUGUUUUUAUUUCAGUACCGUUUAUGCUGCUAUAACUUUUUUUUCCUUCAUUGCGACCAUCAUUACAUUCCAGUUCUUCGAAGUUAUAACUUAACAUUCAUUUUAAUUUGGGGAAAGAAAGACAUCUCAGCACUAGGAAACUGCACCAUCUUCAGCACCUCGAUAACUUCUCAUGAGCACUGAACACCUAGGAUAACAGCACAGAUUUUCAGCUACAAGACAAAUGACUGUUUUCAGAAGUCAAGUGCUUGCCAUUCCAGAUGCUGCCUUAAACUCUUGAGUGCCUAAAUCUGUUGAUUGCCAACUACCACGUCAGUAUCCCACAAAGGGCUUUGGGUUUCAGUUCCAUAUGACCUCCUGAAUCUUUCUACAAUACUGCAGCUGCUGGUAGCCAUGGUAGAGGUUUUCUAGAGCUCUGCCAUAUCAUGAUACAUGGUGCAUUGUAAACUUUAUGAAUUGAAAGCAAAAUACUUGUAUCGGUUUUUCAUUUUAUGCCUCAUGUUUUUAAUAGGAUGUUUGUGGAUGCUUUUUUUCUCCUUGUCUUUUUAUUGUUUUAGCAGAGGGUGGGGGAAGACUCCAAUUUUUAAUUAACUGCAGUGCUAGUCUGUUUCCAAGUGAUGCUUCAUUGUAAGGACCAGUUGAAAAUUGGAGUGAUACUUUGUAAUGACCUAUGUGCACUUUUACUUGUAAACAUCAAGAUUUGGAAAUGUUUAUACAUGUAAAUAUAGUUGUCUGCAGCACCCCAUAUUGCUCACAUUGUUUUGUCUGCCAGUUGUGGAUUCUGUUAAUGAAAUCAUCCAACAUCUAAACUAAUUAGGGUAAUCUUAGAGUAAGGGGGAUAGGAGGAAGGGGGGAGGGAGGGAGAAAUCGGUUAAGCAUCAUUAAACCAACUUGUUGCUGUUUGUGGUAAUAUUUAAAACAGUCUCCUUUUCUAGGGAUGAGGGUUGAAGCAAUAUUUGGACACAGCAGUGCUGGAAUCCUUUAGGAAUUUUUUUCAGUGUUAUUAGCAACUGUACUACCAGUAAAACUAAAUCUGUGUGACUAUUGUGUGGAAGUUUUCUUCCUUUUAUUAUUAAGUGUGCCACUAUUACACAGAUGACAUAGUGUAUUUACAUUGGAGGUGGUUAAACACUAAAGAUAGAUUUUUUGGAUAUUGUAAACAGGGUUAUUUAUAUAAUGUGACCUUACUCAUUACUGACAAAUCUACAUGGAAUAGCCUUGGUUGUUGUUGUUUUUUUAAAAGAACAACCUACUGGUUUUUUAUUAUUAUUUCAAAGUUAAAUCUAAAGACAAACUAUUUUCAAUAUUUCGGCAAAAAACCCUGUGGAUUUUGCCUAACAACCUCUUGGGCUUCUGGUAACGGACUAAUAUUUCUUAAACGCUACUGUUUUUCUAGGAACAGGAUUUAUUUCCUCAGGAGAAGUUUUCCUUUCUGUGGUAUAAUACAGCCUUUAUGAGGGUUAUUAAAUAUAAGGGGAGGAAAAAGAUCUUUGUACUUGCACAGUUAGCUAAAAUCAUUAUUCUGAAAUAUUGAACAUGAUGAAUUGUCCGAGUCUUAAAACUUUUAAAUCUUUUGUGCACGUGUUGAUUUUUAAAUGUUUAAAUGCUUUGUUAAAAAUAGUGGCUCUCUUGAGAAUAUUUUCAUGGAAUUAAACAACCUUUUCAUGGC
This is a messenger RNA of Varanus komodoensis (Komodo dragon), 11528 nucleotides long. RefSeq names its product formin binding protein 1 like (gene FNBP1L). The transcript has 12 exons. NCBI's taxonomy places the organism in Eukaryota, Metazoa, Chordata, Lepidosauria, Squamata, Varanidae. The coding region runs from base 6621 to 7973 and encodes 450 amino acids. Gene Ontology annotation, molecular function: protein binding. Gene Ontology annotation, biological process: signal transduction. The record is from RefSeq and is a predicted model, not a curated record.